CUUGACGUUCCUUAAAAAACCCCAGACUUGACUCUUAAACUAUUUAAAUCUUCCUUUCUCUUCCCCUCGCCGUAACACACGACCCUUUUUUAAAUCCCUCACACUUACCCCUUACUAUUUCACGUUACUUACUUUAUACGUCAACCUCACAAUCGUGAUAAUAUCAUCGUAACCAUGUCUCUCAAGAACGACGCUUUCCCCUCCUCCGCUGCUUUCGACGUGAUCAACGCCGCUCUCCAGAGCGACGCUGCUGAGCGCAAGGACGCUGUCGACAAGGCCAAGGCCAUCGUCUCUUUUAACCUUAAGAACGAUAAGGGCCAGGAGGAAAGCUGGUACCUCGACCUCAAGGACAAGGGUGUUGUUGGCAAGGGUGCUGCUCCUCAGGGUGGCAAGGCCGAUGUGACCCUCACCCUCUCCGACUCUGACUUCGCCUCCUUGGUCAGCGGCAAGGCCAACGCCCAGAGACUCUUCAUGGGGGGCAAGCUCAAGAUCAAGGGUAACAUCAUGAAGGCAACCAAGAUGGAGCCUGUUCUGAAGAAGGCCCAGAGCAAGGCCAAGCUAUAGAUACCCCGUUACGUUGUAUACUCUUGCCAAUCAUGUACUUUUUGUUCGUCUUAACGAUUAAAAAUAUUUCCUCCCACUAUAUGC
Molecule: messenger RNA, 648 nt
Organism: Aspergillus alliaceus
Lineage: Eukaryota; Fungi; Ascomycota; Eurotiomycetes; Eurotiales; Aspergillaceae
Product: SCP2 sterol-binding domain-containing protein
Exons: 3
Coding region: 175-564 (129 amino acids)
Cellular component (GO): cytosol
Source: RefSeq, a predicted model, not a curated record